This is a messenger RNA of Cynocephalus volans (Philippine flying lemur), 948 nucleotides long. Its product is annotated as olfactory receptor 5J3-like. Gene Ontology annotation, cellular component: membrane. Lineage: Eukaryota; Metazoa; Chordata; Mammalia; Dermoptera; Cynocephalidae. Bases 10 to 948 code for a protein of 312 amino acids. Gene Ontology annotation, molecular function: odorant binding; G protein-coupled receptor activity; olfactory receptor activity. Gene Ontology annotation, biological process: sensory perception of smell; G protein-coupled receptor signaling pathway. The record is from RefSeq and is a predicted model, not a curated record. The transcript has a single exon.
AACAAACAAAUGGCAGAGAAGAAUUUCACUUUUGUUACCGAGUUUAUUCUUUUGGGAUUGACAGACCAUGCUGAUCUGAAAGUUGUGCUUUUUGUGUUGUUCCUGGUUAUUUAUGUGAUGACCUUGGUGGGAAAUCUGGGCAUGAUCUUCUUAAUCCAAAUCACCCCAAAGCUCCACACACCCAUGUACUUUUUCCUCAGCUGUCUUUCAUUUGUAGAUGCCUGCUAUUCAUCAGUUAUUGCACCAAAAAUGCUGGUAAGUUUCUUGGUUGUGAGGGAAACUAUCUCCUUCUCUGCCUGCAUAGUACAGCAUUUGUUUUUUGGGGUGUUCAUUACCACUGAAGGCUUCUUGCUGUCGGUGAUGGCAUAUGAUCGUUAUGUGGCCAUUGUGAAUCCUUUGCUUUACACUGUAGCCAUAUCUAAGAAAAAGUGUGUAGGGCUGGUCAUUGGGUCAUGUGUAGGUGGAAUGAUUAACUCUUUAACACAUACAAUAAGCUUAGGGAGACUGACCUUCUGUGGACCCAAUGUUGUCGGACACUUCUUCUGUGAUGUCCCUGCACUGUUAAAGCUGUCAUGUUCUGAUACCUCCAUAAAUGAGUUGUUACUGCUAACUUUUUCUGGAGUCAUUGUCAUAGCCACCUUCUUGACUGUGAUCAUUUCCUAUAUAUUCAUUGCUGUUGCUAUUCUGAGAAUACGCUCAGCAACAGGCAGACAGAAAGCCUUCUCCACCUGUGCCUCUCACCUGUCUGCUGUGACCAUAUUCUAUAUUUCCUUAAGCUUUAGUUACAUUCAGCCAAGCUCCCAGUAUUCUGUAGAACAGGAGAAGGUGGUGUCUGUGUUCUAUACACUAGUAAUUCCCAUGUUAAACCCGCUGAUUUACAGUCUGAGAAACCAGGAGGUAAAGGAUGCAGUGAAAAGAGCCAUAGAAAUGAAAUAUAUCCCAUGUUAA